This is a messenger RNA of Nanorana parkeri, 528 nucleotides long. Its product is annotated as gamma-crystallin 1-like. Bases 1 to 528 code for a protein of 175 amino acids. Gene Ontology annotation, molecular function: structural constituent of eye lens. The transcript is spliced from 3 exons. Gene Ontology annotation, biological process: visual perception; lens development in camera-type eye. The record is from RefSeq and is a predicted model, not a curated record. NCBI's taxonomy places the organism in Eukaryota, Metazoa, Chordata, Amphibia, Anura, Dicroglossidae.
AUGAGACAGAUAAUCUUCUAUGAGGACAGGGACUUCCAAGGGCGUUCCUAUGAAUGUAACAGUGACAAUAGUGACUUACAGUCUUUUUUUAGUCGAUGUAAUUCAGCUCGAGUGUUAAAUGGUUGCUGGGUAAUUUACGAGCGCCCAGGUUACACAGGUUUUCAGUAUUACCUUAAACGUGGAGACUACCCAGACUAUCAAAACUGGAUGGGAUAUAAUGACUCAAUUAAGUCCUGUCGCAUUAUUCCUCAGUAUGGUGGUUCUUACAGAAUCAGGUUGCAAGAAAAAGAUAACUUUCAAGGUGAGAUGAUGGAAUUUACUGAAGAUUGCCCCCAUGUCUUCGAAAAAUUCCACCACCAUGAUAUUAAUUCCUGCAAGGUGCUUGACGGAUACUGGAUAUUCUAUGAGCAGCCCAACUACAGAGGACGCCAGUAUUACCUGAGACCUGGAGAUUAUAGAAGAUUUAGUGACUGGGGUGGGUUAAAUGGGAGAGUGAGCUCUUUCCGUCGUGUAACAAAUUUUAUCUAG